AUGACUAACUCGAAAUUUGGCCUAGUCGUCGUUGGAUGCGGCCAAAUUGCCACUCAUCACAUGGAUGCAAUUGCUUCACGUCUUGGCGAUGGUGCCAUUCAGCUGCGAGCGCUGUGUGAUCCUUCCGAAGAACGGCGCAACGUCUUGGCCAACUUGCCUUCGAGUCAAAAGCUUAGUAGCAACGAAACCGUCAAACAAUAUUCUACCUUUGACGAUCUCAUUGCCGACUCGGAUUUCUUUCAACAGACAAUUGACAUAAUUUUCAUUGCCGUUCCACACGAUCUGCACGAGAAAUUGGCACUCCAAGCGUUGGCCCAAAACAAGAUUGUGGUGCUAGAAAAACCUCUGGCACCCACAUUGGAUUCUUGCAACAAAUUGACCGAGGCCUCUUUGGCGCUACAAAAAGAUGGGCCCAAUUCCAAAGAGGGUCCCAUGCUCAUCGUGGCCGAACAAUCCCCGUAUUGGGAAUCGGUGGCGUUAGCGCGUGAAAUGAUUGCUGAUGGCAAGAUUGGGCGUCUAGUCACAGCUUCUGCUUAUUAUUAUGAGAGUAUGAGGGACAAUAUUACGAGUGGCAGUGUGGAUUCUACUGGUGGUCUUGGUUGGAGAGGCUCCAUUGCUCGCGCAGGAGGUGGCAUUGCCAUUGACGGUGGCUUGCAUUGGAUUCGGCCAUUGCGGGAACUGCUGGGACGUAUCGACGAAGUAGUAGCGGUCACGAGAUAUGGUCUGGCUCCUGAGCUGGGAAUGGAAGGAGAAAGUUUGGGCCAUGCCAUUUUCAAAAUCCAACCAGCCCUUGAAAGCAGUAGUCCACUUGCACAACCGAAUGAGUCUGGUUGUCUGACGGCUACAUAUUCUUGUAAUAUGCUCUCAACAGCUCCCAUGGCACACGACAUGUGCCCCUACUUUCGAGUGACGGGGACCAAAGGGGAAUUGAUCAUUGGAGGCGACGGUUUGGCAAAGGAGAAACCAGGUGCUGGCGGAUUGAGGCUAUACGACGACGAGAGUCCUACUGGCAGAGACAUGUUACCGACAGAUCGACUGGGCGGCUUCUUCUUGGGCUUUUCUGGACUUUGGCAAGAGAUCUAUCGGAUUUGUAUCGAGAGGGAUGUGACCAAAGCUCACGAGACGGUGGUACGAGCCGCAGACGAUGUUCGAACGGUUCUAGCCAUGUACAAGAGUGCCAAAUCUGGUAAUUGGGAGUCAACUCAAAUAUGA
Molecule: messenger RNA, 1212 nt
Organism: Cylindrotheca closterium
Lineage: Eukaryota; Bacillariophyta; Bacillariophyceae; Bacillariales; Bacillariaceae
Source: the annotation of a GenBank genome assembly